GCAGAACGGCAAUUACAGAAGCAACAUAAUAUCUCAGGUGAAUUCACUAACAGGACGCAAAUAUCUGCAAUUAAUGAUCAAUGGCGUAACGGUCAAUCUGCAAAUCGAUACUGCCUCAGAUAUCACCAUAAUAUCGGAGGAAACGUGGACCAAACUAGGAAAGCCUCAAUGUUUCCCAACGAAAAAUUUAGUCAAAAAUGCAAGCGGUCAACAACUUCCUCUCAUUUCAGAAUUCAAAUGCAACAUAGCCUUUAACAAUCAAUCAUAUUCAGGAAAAUGCUAUGUUAGUCCAGUGAAGAAUCUCAAUUUAUUGGGAAUCGAUUGGAUCACGAUGUUUGGAUUGUGGGACAUUCCACUGAAUUCUAUUUGUAAUGUGAUGUCUGUGUCAAGAAAAGAUAUGUUACCCUCAAUUCCGAAUAGUAGUCCACAAAAUGUUCAAGAUGAGGAAUAUAUAAUUUCUUCAAUAAGAAUUGAAGCAGAGGUCCUACAGAUUCUGAAUAUUGCCAUUGAUGCACUUCCAGUUACUCACAGGAUGAUUCAACAAGAAACUUCCAAAUGCAGGAACCUUCAAACCAUAAUUGAAUACGUACAAAAGGAUACCUGGCCAAGAAAUGUUGAAUUGAAUAAAGAACUCAAAUCAUUCUACGAUAGAAGAGAUAACCUUUCAGUCGUUGAUGGAUGUUUGAUGUUCGCAGAACGCGUGGUAGUUCCAGAAAUUUUCAAGCGUCGUAUUCUGCACCGAUUACAUAAAGGUCAUCCAGGACAAGAAAGAAUGAAAUCCCUUGCAAGGAGUUACGUUUACUGGAGAAAUAUUGAUGCAGAUAUUCAAGAUUUCGUCAGAAAAUGUUCAAGUUGUGCUGAAGCCGCAAAAUCUCCUCCGAGAAUUCCAUUUUCGCCAUGGACUACACCGGAAGGACCCUGGCAACGACUUCAUAUAGAUUUUGCAGGACCAAUUAAAGGAGAUUUCUUUAUGAUUGUUGUUGAUGCUUAUUCGAAAUGGCCAGAAAUAGUGAACACGAAAACUACGACAACUGCAUUCAUUAUCAGAACAUUAGAAGAAAUUUUUGCAAGAUUCGGAAAUCCCCGAAUUCUUGUUUCCGAUAAUGCAAGUCAAUUUUGCAGUCAAAGUUUUCAAAUAUUUUGCAAACAAAAUGGAAUCGAUCACAUAAGGACAGCACCCUACCACCCGCAAUCCAAUGGUCAAGUGGAAAGGUUUGUCGAUACUUUCAAACGAGCAUUGAGAAAAAUUGAAAGGGGUGGACAACCAUUGGGACAACAGAUUCAGACAUUUUUAGCGACUUACCGAACUACUCCAAGCCGUUAUACGCCAAAUGGAACAUCUCCAGCAGAAGUGCUCCUCGGUAGGAAAGUUAGAACAACUCUUGACCUAUUGUUGCCAUCUCGAGUAGGUCAUCAAGAUAACGACAAUGAUGCUAUACCUUCCAAAUCAUUUGAAAUUGGUGAUAUGAUUUAUUGCCAAGUUCAUAGUAAUAAUAGUUACAAAUGGAAACCUGGAAGAAUCACCGACAAGCUCGGUAAUGUCAUGUAUGAAAUAUCACUUGAAAAUUCCCAGAGAAUUUUGAGAGUACAUGCAAAUCAGUUGAAGGAAAGAUAUGUUAAGUGUUCUGGUAACGAGAAUGACAUUCUGCCCCUCGAAAUUCUGAUGGAAUCCUUUGAGAUAUCUAGGAACCAGGGAAAAAAUAAUGUUUGGCUUGGACUUUAUAAUAAUCACCUAUUUGCACCCUAUUUCUUACCAGAACGGGUUAGUGGUGAAAUUUUUUUACAAUUUCUAAUGGCAGAGCUUGCAAAUAUGUGGGUGCAGUAG
Messenger RNA from Coccinella septempunctata (seven-spotted ladybird), 1825 nucleotides. RefSeq lists its product as uncharacterized. Gene Ontology annotation, molecular function: nucleic acid binding. The transcript is spliced from 2 exons. Lineage: Eukaryota; Metazoa; Arthropoda; Insecta; Coleoptera; Coccinellidae. Bases 74 to 1825 code for a protein of 583 amino acids. The record is from RefSeq and is a predicted model, not a curated record. Gene Ontology annotation, biological process: DNA integration.